This is a messenger RNA of Ixodes scapularis (black-legged tick), 1011 nucleotides long. It is a transcript of the gene uri, whose product is annotated as unconventional prefoldin RPB5 interactor. Gene Ontology annotation, molecular function: phosphatase inhibitor activity; transcription corepressor activity; chromatin binding. Bases 1 to 1011 code for a protein of 336 amino acids. The record is from RefSeq and is a predicted model, not a curated record. NCBI's taxonomy places the organism in Eukaryota, Metazoa, Arthropoda, Arachnida, Ixodida, Ixodidae. Gene Ontology annotation, biological process: negative regulation of transcription by RNA polymerase II; negative regulation of phosphatase activity. The transcript has a single exon.
AUGGACCCUAACCAGUUGGAGCGACUGCGCGAGUCCCAGCAAAAGGGACUGCAGUCGUGCGACACGAAGCUGGAGCGCUGGGCGCAGUUCGAGCGCGACUACGAGUCCCUUUGCGGGCGGCUGGACACCCUGGCCGACCGCGUCACUCACGAGGUGAUGGUGCCGCUCAACUCUCUCGCCUUCAUGCCCGGUCGCCUCGUGCACACCAACGAGGUGCUCGUGCUGCUCGGCGACAACUGGUUCGCCCAGCGGUCGGCGCGCCAGGCGUUUGACAUUGCCAAGCGCCGCGCCGACCAGUGCCGCCGCAUGCAGCGCGACCUGGAGAAAGAGAAGGAGCAGCGUUCCAACUGGAUCAAGUAUACAGACGAGCUGCACAGGGAGAGCGCCUGUGCGGAGAUCUGUGAGCCCUACGACCCGACUGAGGAGGAAGCCUGGCGCGAGAGGCACCGCAAGAGCGUGCGCAACUACCACCGUUCGAAGAAGGACGUGCGGGUUGGCGAGGGGGAUAAGGACAUCUGGGCGAUGCUGGAUCGCCUGGAGCAGCAGGAGGAGCGGGAGUCAGCCUCUACGAGCGAGGAGGCUGCCUCACGCAAGGUUCGCUGGCAGGACGAGAGCAGUGUGCACAUCACUUUCUCACACUCGGACACCAGCCUUGCGGAAACCUGUGCCCCCGCGGAGUCGACGAGCACCGAGAGCAUCGUCAUGAGCCCCGGGGAUAUCUUCAGGAUGUUCGGAGGCAGCGAGAGUGGCACCACCAAGUCGAUUCUCAAGAGUCCGGCCGAGGGUGCGGGCAGGGCAGUCGAAAGGGCACCCCCAGAGGUGGUGGAGAAGCCACUCUGGAGUGCGAGGCUGGAGCGGAGCCGGGACGACGCCUUCACGGGGACGGUGGUGGAGCACGACGUGCAGCCGCCUUCUGACACGACGUUGGACAUUGACGUGACCAAUGUAGAUAUUCCUCAAGCGCUGAGUAGACCAAAAUCUCUUUUCAAGUCGAAGAGGAAGGCCAAGUAA